Molecule: messenger RNA, 2418 nt
Organism: Talaromyces marneffei
Lineage: Eukaryota; Fungi; Ascomycota; Eurotiomycetes; Eurotiales; Trichocomaceae
Exons: 2
Coding region: 1-2418 (805 amino acids)
Biological process (GO): regulation of DNA-templated transcription; tRNA wobble uridine modification
Cellular component (GO): elongator holoenzyme complex
Molecular function (GO): protein binding; sequence-specific DNA binding; DNA-binding transcription factor activity
Source: RefSeq, a predicted model, not a curated record
AUGGUUCGUGUAGAAACAGAAUAUAUCAGCGUUGGCGGCAACCGCCAUCCUGGUGCUGCCGAUUGGGAUGUUCGCUCAGGUGUGCUCGCAUAUGGUGCAGACAACAAUGUAGCUCUAUGGGCACCAAAGUUCCAUCGCGGAGUUCAUGCAUUGCUCGUCGGCCACCGCGACAAAGUCAGCGCCGUCCGCUUCCUCGCUCACCCCAAAUCUAAACGCAGCUUGCUCAUUACCGGAUCCGUGGACCACUCAAUCCGAGUCUGGGAACCGAUCGAACAAUCGUCAUCGUAUACAUGCGUCUGCGAGCUUACCGGUCAUACGGGUACUGUCAACACAAUCGCCAUAGAUAAUUCCUCGAAUGUGUUCGCGUCCGGAGCUGCUGACGGCACAGUCAGGGUUUGGAGACUCGAUAUUCAGGAUGACAAAGUGUCCGGUCGGCUAGUACAGACGAUACCAAUGAAACCCAAAUUCUUCCCUUUGACCAUGGCUAUUCAAGUGCUGGACGCCGGGGACGCAAAGAAACCAAUGGUCAUGGCUGUUGGAGGCACAAUCAACCAUGUACAUGUAUUCUCUGCGCAGGAUACCACUACUCCAGAAACAGAUUUUACCUGGAAUGCUAAAUUGUCUGGUCACGAAGCUUGGGUUAGAUCACUUACCUUCAGAAAGUUCGACAACGAUUACAUCCUAGCAUCGGCCAGUCAGGACAAGUACAUCCGUUUAUGGAAAGUCCAUCGUGGUGAGAUAGUGCCUGCUAUUCCCAAAGAUGAGGAUGAAAUGAUUCUUGGAGGAGAUGAACCUACACUAUCCAACAAGGCACAUACUUUUACCGCUUCUGGUGUGACUUAUUCCAUAACCUUUGAGGCGUUAUUGCUCGGUCAUGAAGAUUGGAUAUAUACAGUGAACUGGAGUCCUUCGACCGAGAAAGCACAGCUUCUAUCCGCAUCUGCAGAUAAUUCCUUGACGAUAUGGGAACAAGAUCCGACAACGGGCGUGUGGGUCACGAUGGAGCGAAUGGGAGAGUUCAGUGUGACAAAGGGCUCGACUACGGCCACCGGUAGCACUGGUGGGUUUUGGAUUGGUCUCUGGUCUCCUGAUGGCAACGAAGUCGUGAGUCUGACUCGAACGGGUAGUUGGAGAGUAUGGGCACAUGAUGAAGAGUCGGAUAUUUGGCAGCAACGACUGGGUGUCAGUGGACAUAUUCGUUCUGUUAACGAUAUUCAAUGGGAUGCACAGGGUGCAUAUCUUCUAUCUACAAGUUCUGAUCAGACUAGUCGACUCUACGCUGAGUGGCUACGGGAUGGAGAGUCAUCAUGGCAUGAAUUCUCUCGGCCGCAGAUUCAUGGAUAUGAUCUCAACUGCAUAGAUACGCUAGGACCAGCAAGAUUCGUCUCUGGUGCUGAUGAAAAGCUUCUGCGUGUGUUCAAUGAGCCAAAGCAAAUUGCUCAAUUAUUGGGAAGUCUCAGCGGUAUAGCGCAGAAUGAAGAAGAAUUGCCAGAGGCGGCCAACAUUCCCGUUCUCGGUCUCUCGAAUAAGGCUGUUGGGGAAGAUAUCACAAUAACAGACGACCAACUUGGUGGGCAAAGGAACGAUCAAGCAGAACAACAGACGGCGCCGGUAUCUCUACCAAUGCAUCAACCUCCCUUGGAAGACCACCUAUCUCGACAUACAUUAUGGCCAGAGCAUGAAAAACUAUACGGCCAUGGAUACGAAAUAUCAGCAGUUGCAGUUAGCCAUGACCGUUCUUUGAUUGCCACAGCAUGCAAAGCCAGUUCCAUCGACCAUGCCGUCAUUCGACUGUACGAUACGAAAAAUUGGCGUGAAAUCAAGCCUUCUCUAAUCGCUCAUUCGUUGACUAUAACCUCACUUUGCUUUUCUCCUUCUGACAAGUACUUGCUGAGUGUGGGACGUGAUCGUCAAUGGGCGAUUUUCAAGCGAGAUGACGAGGAGCUGUCUACUUAUACUCUUCUCAAAUCGAAUCCUAAGGCUCAUUCGCGUAUGAUACUUGAUGCAGCAUGGGCUCCCUCAUUGGGACAACAAGCAGUAUUUGCGACUGCAGGUCGUGACAAGUGUGUGAAAAUAUGGCGUGAGACAGCUUCAUCAGAUGCAUUUGAGUGUAUAUCGACUAUUACACUUAAGACCGCCGUCACUGCCGUGUCGUUUCACACAGAGAUUCUCCCUGGCGGUCUAUUACUGGCUGUUGGUGAGGAGACCGGACAAAUAUCGGUGCACAAAGUAGCGGUGGACAGUCUGGAAGCUCAAGAGCUGGUUACUCUAGAUGUAUCUUCUACUCCGUCCAAGUCAAUCACGCAACUCACAUGGCGGCCUGGGCAAUCAUCAACUUCGAAGGACGGAAAUGUACUUCUUGCAGUUGCAAGCGAGGACUCGUCUGUGCGUAUAUAUAGAGUUGCUGAUGUAGUAUAG